This is a messenger RNA of Mustela lutreola (European mink), 3491 nucleotides long. RefSeq names its product SPNS lysolipid transporter 3, sphingosine-1-phosphate (putative) (gene SPNS3). Gene Ontology annotation, biological process: transmembrane transport. Gene Ontology annotation, molecular function: transmembrane transporter activity. Gene Ontology annotation, cellular component: membrane. Bases 346 to 2016 code for a protein of 556 amino acids. The record is from RefSeq and is a predicted model, not a curated record. Lineage: Eukaryota; Metazoa; Chordata; Mammalia; Carnivora; Mustelidae. The transcript has 13 exons.
GUUUGGCCCAGCUCAUGUCCUGCGCUUGCCGCCCAGGUCCUGUGUGGGCAGCCCUCGAACCUUUUUGGAGACUAGGGCUCCGAAGACUCAACUCAUUUCCUGUCGCAUGAAGCUUCUCUUCCUCACUGCAGCUGCCGAAGCCACAGUCUAGGUCGAGGGGACCGUCAUGUCCGGCCUCCCAGUAUGGGCCCCCCCCGUGGGCCUCAGAUCUGGGGCUGGUGAAACCUCCGGGGCCAGCCGGGGGCUGGCUUGGCAGGAACCUGAGAUAAGAUGCUGAGCAGUUAGGGCAGCUGCUCUGAGGUCGGGAGGCCGGGAGCCCACAGGAAGUGACUCGGUGCAGAGCCCAUGUGCCUCUGCCCUGACACCUCCGGGACAGGAACUCAGGCUGUCAUGGAUGGCGGCACGUCGGCGGAGAGCCGGGUGCCCAGGCCGGGCAGGCAGCCUGGAGCCUCGGGAGAAGGUGCGUGGGCCCCCCGGAUGGUGUCCAGCCCGUGGAGCCUGUCCCGCGGGAGAGCUCGUGCGGCCGCCGCAGUCCUCUGCUACAUCAACCUGCUCAACUACAUGAACUGGUUCAUCGUCGCAGGGAUGCUGCUGGACAUACAGAACUUUUUUCAGAUCAGCGAUAGCAAUGCCGGUCUGCUUCAGACAGUCUUCGUCUGCUGCCUGCUGCUCUCCGCACCGGUGUUCGGCUACCUGGGCGAUCGCCACAGCCGCAAAGCCGCCCUGAGUAUUGGGAUCUUGCUCUGGUCGGGGACAGGCCUCUCCAGCUCCUUCAUCUCCCCCCAGUAUUCCUGGCUCUUCUUCCUGUCCCGGGGGGUCGUGGGCAUAGGCUCGGCCAGCUUCUCCACCAUUGCGCCCACCGUCCUGGGCGACCUCUUUGUGAGGGAUCAGCGGACUCGGGUGCUGGCCAUCUUCUACAUCUUUAUUCCUGUUGGAAGCGGUCUGGGCUACGUGCUGGGGUCGGCCGUGUUGCAGCUGACUGGGAACUGGCGUUGGGCCUUCCGAACCCACCCAGGGGAGCUGCUGAGAAGCAGGAAGAGGUGGCCAUGGGGGACCCAAGGAGCAGCUGGUGUGAGGAUGUCAGGUACCUGGGGAGAAAGCCUCGUGGGAGUGCGUCCAUCCAUGUUCCAGGCAUGGGCGGGGAGGCAAACAGGAGUCAACUGCACUCCCAAGCCUCCUGAUUUACUGGAAUGUGGGGCGCGGACCGGACCAGCUCUCUUUGAUACGGAGCCAUGCGGCCGGUGGAGGGCACUUGGAGGAAGCUGGAGUUUUGUGUGGUCGACCCUUGGGGUGACGGCCAUAACCUUUGUGACUGGAGCCCUGGGCUUCUGGGCCCCCAAGUUUCUGUUUGAGGCCCGUGUGGUGCAUGGACUGCAGCCUCCCUGCCUCCAGGAUCCGUGCAAUAGCCAGGACAGCCUGAUUUUUGGGAUACUCACUGUGGUGACCGGCAUCAUUGGGGUUGUCCUGGGAGCAGAGGCUGCGAGGAGGUACAAGAAAGUCAACCCGCGGGCCGAGCCCCUCAUCUGCGCCUGCAGCCUGCUUGCCGCCGCCCUCUGCCUCUUCCUGGCUCUCAUCCUGGCCCGGGUCACUCUCCUGGCCUCCUACGUGUUCCUGGUCCUCGGGGAGCUGCUUCUGUCCUGCAACUGGGCGGUGGUUGCUGACAUCCUGCUGUCUGUGGUGGUGCCCCGGUGCCGGGGGACAGCUGAGGCGCUUCAGAUCACGGUGGGCCAUGUCCUGGGAGACGCCGGCAGCCCUUACCUCACUGGACUUAUCUCCGGCACCCUGAGGGCCGCGCGGCCCGACUCCUACCUACAGUCCUUCCUCAGCCUCCAGUACAGCUUCCUGGGCUGCGCCUUCGUCAUAGCCCUGGGGGGCGGCUGCUUCCUGCUGACCGCACUGCGGCUGGAGACGGACCAGGCCCGGGCUCGGCAGCCUGGCACAGGGACCUCCGACAGCAAGGACGCCGAGAGCCAAGCCCUGCUUUCCAGUACAGGUUCCAUCGCCGAGAACCUCUGAGGCCCCCACACCCCGGCGAGGAGGUCCCACUCCCCCUGCUGCACCCCUCCCUCCGGCCCCACAGCCUCAGUGCCCCAGUGCCCAUCUGGCCCAGGCUCCAGGACCCCGGCUGAGCCGCACCUGCUGCAGCUUCACACCCAGCCGGGGCGCUGGCCGAGCCUGUGGGCUGUGGAUUGAGCUAUCCGCACCCUCUGCGGGAGGCCUGGGCCGCUCCAGCCUGGGGCCCUGCGCCUGGUUCCCUGGGCCCUGAUUCAAGCGUGGCCUGCACAAAGCCCAUGGAUUUCUGAACAACCGAGUUAUUCAGAGCCUCCAGGUGUCUCUGCUGGGAGUGGGGGCAGGAGAGGAAGAGGAGGGCUGCUCCCCAGCCAGGACCACUCCCUCUGCGGGUCAAGAGGGCACAGGACACCCCUUUGCCUGGGUCACCCUCUGAACAGAAAGGGGGGGGUGUUGGAGGGGGGCUUCCACUCUGGUGCUGCUGUGACUUCAAGCCCCCAGGAGAGGCACGUUGGACCCCACAGGGACUCAGCUGCCCUGGGACCAGGCGGGGCUGGGGAGGCUGCUCCAUCCCUGGGGCACAGCGUGUGGGCCGGGCUGGCUCUGCGGGACUCGCUUGCCGCUGGGUUCGGAGCAGCUGGGCGCAGCAGGAGCCCAGCAGCUUCCAGGCCGGCAGCGCCGGGGCUGCAUGUUCUUCCUGCCCCAGGAGCAGGAGCGUCUCUCCACCUCCCCUGGGGCCUGGCCAGCAGAGGCCUGCCUCCCGGCACCAGACUCACGCACCCCUCCUGACCCUUGCUUGCUCUGUGCUCGCCUCCCUGCUUGCCUCCCUGCCCCUACUGCUGGAGGGUGAGCUCUGGGUGCUGGACCCUCCAGCUCAGCCCCACGUCCUCAGCCCUAACCCUCGGGAGUGGCUACCCCGAGGCUGAGCAGCCCCUCACCCGCAGUUUCACCCUUGGAGCUCAUAAAAUGGGCUGCUCCUGAACUUGUGAGUAACAGCCCACACCUAGUCACAUUGUAUGCAGGGGUUCCCACAUCUCCAAGCAGUUUUCUCCUACCCCCAACUCGUUUCUAACCCUGUGUAUCCGGAGAUAGGGUCAGAGUCCUCCUGGGAAGGGCUCAGUCCUACAAAGCUGCUCCCCCAGUCCUGCCCACUGGACGGGCCAAGCACGGGUGCUCGACGUCAGCUGUACCCCUGAGUGGCCAGGGGCAAAAACCCAAGGUCCCCGAGCCCCCUUUAGGUUCUGUUAAUUGGCUAGACCGGCUCACGGAACCCAGGAAACCUGUUUCCUCGCCAGAUCACUGGUUUAUACUAAAAGGUGCCACUCAGGAGCAGCCGGCAGAAGCGAGGGCCAGGACGCGCUGCGGGGCAGGGGCAGAGCCACGUGCCCCCUCCAGAACCCCAUCCACCCGCAUCCCCACGUGCCCACCCUGUCGCUGUUGGCUUUCGUGGACGCUUCAUUACUAAGACACCAUUGAUUAAC